Aspergillus thermomutatus is the source of this 444-nucleotide messenger RNA. RefSeq lists its product as uncharacterized. Lineage: Eukaryota; Fungi; Ascomycota; Eurotiomycetes; Eurotiales; Aspergillaceae. The coding region runs from base 1 to 444 and encodes 147 amino acids. The record is from RefSeq and is a predicted model, not a curated record. The transcript has a single exon.
AUGAGCACCUCAAGAAUUGAAGCGACAUUAAGUCUGCUCCAAAGACAUAAGCCUCGGUGGCCCGACCCAGAGCUGUCCAUUGGGAAGUUUCUUGGCAACAUGAAAGGCAAGUAUAACUGCUGGGAGGCCCAGGGGCCUGCCAGAGAGGCCUUUAAACAAGUGGAACCAGAAAUCAAAGCGCUGCUCGAAACUUCGUGUGGUCCAGUACCGAGCUCGAGUUUCAUUCUGUUCGACAUCUUCAUGAUCGGUGAAACCCAGUCCACCGCCGUCCCCUAUAUCAUGUUUUCCUGUAAGCGCCGCAAGUACCGGAAGAGCGCUGUCACCGUUGUCGAACAGUCGGACAUUCUACAAGAGUGUCCGCCCGGGAUUCAUCUCGGUGACUGGGACUAUCCACCUCAUCUCAAGGAUCUCCGAUUCCUAGCAUCUUCGGCUGAGGGAUGUUGA